AUGGUGGCCGCAAAACAGCGGCAUUUGGAGCUGUCCACCAGCCCAAAACUGGGGGACGCCGAGGCGGGCGCCUUUGUGCGCAUCAUUGAGAUGAACGGCCUGAAGAAAGGCGGGGAGAAUGGGCUGGAGAAGGUAGAGCGCACGGUGGGGCAUCGCUUGAAGCAACACAGCUUCUUCCCUUGGCGCGUACUGGUGCCCCUCAACGUCACACCGCGGCUCAGGGGCCUCAUACUGCUAAAUCUGGUCUGCCUGGCCUGCGCCUCGGCCUUUGUGGUGCUCAAGGAGUCCCAGGAGAACGUGGACCCCUUUGUCUUCUCCUCCAUCCGCUUCAUCAUCGCCGCCGCCGUGUUCAGCCCCUUUGUGCGCAACGCGCUGCGCGAGGAGCGCGUGGUCAAGGCGGGGGUGGAGAUUGGGGCGUGGGCCGCGGGCGGCUACCUCACCCAGAGCAUCGGCAUGCUGACGGCGGACGCCUCGCGCGGCGCCUUCCUGUCGGGCUUCACCGUGGUGGUGGUGCCGCUGAUGGCGGGCAUGUUUGGCACCGCCAAGCUCAAGCGCAGCACCUGGGGCGCGGUGCUGGCGGCGCUGGUGGGCAUCAGCCUGCUGGAGGACAGCGGCGCGCCCGCCAGCUGGGGCGACUUCUGGAGCUUCAUGUCGGCGGUGCUGUUUGGCGCGCAGAUAUACCGUGCUGAGUACUGGAGCAAGCAGCUGGGCGCCAAGCAGGCCAUCCCCAUGCUGUCUGUGUCUGUGAUGAUGAUUGCAGCCAUCAGUCUGGCCUCUACCGCAGCCGCACACCCGCAGGCCACCCUGCACUUCCUAGCCAACCCUGGGGAGGCGACGAGGCUGCUGGGGCAGACGACGCUGCCGUGGGCGGGCAUCAUUUACAUGGGGGUGGGCGUCACAAACGGCGGCCUCAUAGCAGAGAUUGUGGCGCUGCAGGAUGUGAGCUCCACCGAGGCCGCCAUCAUUUACACGCUGGAGCCGGUGUUUGGCGCCUCGCUGGCGUACAUCAUGCUGGGGGAGCGGUGGGGCACCAGCGGCUGGGUGGGCGCCGGCCUCAUCGUGGUCUCCUGCCUCGUGGCGCAGCUGCUGGGGGUGGAGAAGGACGAGCACGAGAAGCACGACGAUGUGGAGAAGCCGUGA
Messenger RNA from Chlorella variabilis, 1140 nucleotides. RefSeq lists its product as hypothetical. The coding region runs from base 1 to 1140 and encodes 379 amino acids. The record is from RefSeq and is a predicted model, not a curated record. Gene Ontology annotation, cellular component: membrane. NCBI's taxonomy places the organism in Eukaryota, Viridiplantae, Chlorophyta, Trebouxiophyceae, Chlorellales, Chlorellaceae. The transcript has 5 exons.